GGAUAGAAAAUGGCUGAAUCUAGUGAUUCUGGCUCAGUUCUGAGCUUGCAAACGGAUACUGCGGCUGAAAAAAAAUCCGAAGAGGAGAAACGCUUCUAUGCGUUGUAUUCCUUCAAUGCUAAGAGGGGGCAUGGAGCAGAUGACCCUGCUUCCCCUGAGUCUGGUGGUGAUACGGAAGAGGGUAGUACUUGUCUGAGCGUAGCUGCAACAAACCUUGCAGCACAUACAGAAACAGAUCUGAGGAAGUCCCUGUCGUACAAGUUAUUGAGCAAGACUAGGCCAUAUGGAGAGGGACAUGUUUUUUCAGUGGGCCUCAGUUUCACAGACAGCAUAUCAACAUCUGCGUCUUGUUAUUACUGCAUUUUGAAGUCGUCGUCAGACAGUUUAGGUUUUGAUCACGUUACACAAGAUGGUGUGGCAGAAGCAGGUGGAGACAACGACUGUCAAGAAUUUGUUGUGUGUUUUAUCUCGUUCCUUGAAAGUUCACUUGACUUAUUUCGUACUGAACUGGAUGAGUACUCCCAGGGUUUGACACCUUUGCUAGACAAGGAGCCCCUUGUCCCUCGCUCCUCAUCUGGAGGCAAUCUUGACUCCCUUAACAAUGCCUCUUCCAACACAAGCGCGGAAGCCACACAGCCGAAAGAGCUCAGCCAACUUGGGGCAGGAAUCCAAAGUUACCUGGAACAGUGGCCACCUGUGGUUCUGGGUUUUCUGACCCGCACCCUGCAAUGUAUGGGGCCUGAGAUACAGCAGCUCAUCUAUGCAGCUUUGCUGAACGCCAAUCUUCAGGUUUCUGGAGCGUCAGCACAGUUAGAACAAGACAUCAAAAAGUUCUUCCAGUGUUGUAGCUUGUCUGGGUUGUUGGAGAAGCCUCAGUCAGACAACACGUCCAGCUUGACCAGUUUGGACAACUGUGACCAGUGGCAGCUACAGCCUGUGGUUGUCUCGGUGACGGUGAAGGAUGGCACGGCUAGUUUUGAGAAGACGUACAGUUGUCAGUUUUGCAAGAAUGUCACAGACAAGUUGAUGGCACAGGAUCAGUCAAAUGUGACUAACAUCAGAGAUUUCUUGGAGUCCAUUAAACUUGCUUUCGCCCACAACCUGAACAAGUUGAAAAGAUUCUUGGGACAAGCAGAAGUGGACUUUUAUGUUCUAUACAGGGCUUUGUCGUAUCUUCGCAAGUGUGGCUGUGGUGAAUUGUUGCUGCGCUACGUGAAGCUGGACGCAUCCUCUGAAACACUCAGCGUCGUCUCAGUACUGGAGACAUUUAUAAAGGAAAUGAAACAAACUCUGUCUUGAGGUUAAAGAGACAGACACUGUCAUCACGAGGUUAAUGAAACCAACUCCAUCGUGAAAGAAAUGAAACAAGACUCUGUUUGAGCUCUUCUCAUACCCUGUCACAGAACUUCCUUGGUGAUAGUUUGCUCAAACUUGGCAUAAUGUACGUCAUCAUAUCCUUUUGUCGUGGGCACUGCCUGCCGUUGUUGUCAACAAAGUGCAAGAGCCACAUGUUGGGUGUUCGCAUGAGGAUACCUAUUCCAGUGCUGGUUUCUUGUCUUGCAUGUAAUCACGGUAAAGUGUGUGUGCAUGUGCACGCACUUGUGCUUGUGUAUGUGUGUGUGUGCGUGCACAGGAAAAAACCAUCAAAAUUUGUAAACAUCAGUGCCAAGUCGGGAAGACAGGAUUUUAAGGUGUUUUUCUUUAACUGCAUUGACAUGUUGUUCCCAUGUAAACUUUAACCUUUUUUAUUUUUUAUUCAAAUAAGAUAACUUCAAAUUUUUAAAAAGCAAAAUACUCUGGAUGAAAGGUUGCAGGACUGCCAUUUUAUCAAAGUGAUGUUGGAGGCUGUAUGGUGGGUUUCUCUGUGCAGCCACACAUACAUGCAUAUGUACAUAUAUACACAGGCUUGCACUUGCAUGUUCACACACACACACACACACACACACACACACACGCAAACACACUCACACACACAGUCACCCACCACAACUGGCACACACACAAACACCCACACGACACGCAGACAUAUGUACACGCUUACACAAAUAACAUAUGUAUACAUUGUACUUGUGCUUGUUACGCUUGAAAAAGAGACUAUGGUAUCUGUCAUACACUUUGUUUAGUCCAAAUUCUUACUGCUGAGUUGUUGGUUCUUCACUGGUUGUGAGUCACAGACGCACUUGUUCUCUAUUGUCUCUUUUACAGAAGCUAUUUACACUACAGUAAAAAGCAAAAUAAUAAUAAAUGAAAAAAAUGAAACAACGUUCGUUUCAUGUAUUGUCGCCAAAUUUUUUGUCCUGAAAAUAAAGAUAUACAUGAUCUUAUGCAGUGGAGAAUGCUGUAAAACUUUUAUCAAGCAAAAUAAAACUACCCCAGAUUUUGUCAAUUUAUUUUUUGCACCACAACUUACAGCGCUGGGCUUGGUGAUAUCUCGAGUUCUAAGCAGCAUUUUCACUUCAUCCACCUUUUGUUUUUAAUGUUAAGCUGUUAUUUCUACCUCUGUGGAUGGUUUGCAGUUUAAUCUUUUUAGAGAGUGCGUGGCAUUUGGGUGAUGGUUGGUGGGUGCUCUGGUGCGGUUUGCUACUUCUAUUCUGCCACACAGCUGUCAUCCUUAAUCUGUCCUCCCUCUUUUCUAACCUGGCCACUGCCUCUGAUCUUUGUUUAUUACUCUAUAUAACACCUCUAAUCUUUAACACUUUUAUGACCUAUUUGUGUUCCAAGUUCUGUAAAACUCUUACCAAGACUAAAUGAAAGCAAAUGUUAUUUUUUCUUUGAAUGUCAGGAAGCAAUAUUGCUUGACAGAGAGGAAGUUUGCAUACAGUGAGAGUUGGCAAAUAAAUAGCACUCUUUUCUUUUAUUUAUAUGUUUGUUAUAAUGUUUUCAUGUCUGGUAUAGUGUUCUUUAUAUAUAUAAGUUCUUUUAAAGGUAUUGAUUGACAAGUUUGAUUUAAUUAAGUAUGUCAGUUUUUGUUUUCAUCAGCAUACAUAGAAGCCUUUGCCAUGUUAGAUCUUACUAGGAGACAACAAAGCAGAGAUUAACAUAAAAGAACAAGUGUAUUUUCUGUUUGAAGCAUCGUCAAAGGAAUAACCCUGUAAUGCUGUCCUGGAACAUUAUUUGAUGAAAUGUGUCAGUUCUUGUUCUGAUCAAAACACUUGGAGGCAGUGUACGUGUUAGACGUUACAAGGUGGUAGCCAAGCAGAGAUGAACAUAAAGGAACAUGUAAUAAUAAUGUUCAAAGUGAUGUCAAAGGAACAACCCGGUAAUGCUGUCCAGGAACAUGGAGGGAUCAAAGAACUGUUUUUGUUCCAACUGGUUACUGUGUCAUAGUGUGUCCGAUUUAGCUCAUUCCUUUGUCGUUGGUUCUGUAUGUCAAGCAUGGCCAUUCCCUUUAUUGUACUCUUUAUGCUGAAGGGUGAAUGCUGCAUGGGUGUUGUGUGAAUAUGGAAUGAGAGUAUGAGUAGGGGAAGGAUUACUUUGUUGUCUCAGUGUUUGUCUCAAAUGUUGCCUGUGCUUACUGAAUUAGUCAGAUACACAUGGAGUCACUUCACUGAGGACAGUUUUACCACUUAUACCCAUACUUUCAUGAAGCACAAGUAUGUGGACGUGUUUUCUGAAUGUCUGUUUUAUAUAUAUAUAUAUGUAUAUGAAUAGCUGAAUGGUGUUAUGAUAAUUAUUGUAUUAAUGACUUCUGUUAUAUCUAUUUUAGGAGACAAGUGGAUAGGGUUUUGAGUAGUUUGGUCUUUCUACCUCUCUUCAUUGUUACAAUUGCCUUGAUCUGUUCCUGGUGAAAUCUGGGGUUGUCAUUUUGUUUCUACCUUCUCAACAAUUCAGUGACAAAAUCAUGUUAAUGGAUGGUUGGCAGGUGCUCUGGCGUGGAUUGCUCCUUUUUUCCUAUCAAAUAUCCACCGCCUUUAUCUCUCCUCCUUUUAAAAAAAAUUUUUUACUCUCUUUUGACACCUCUAAUCUUCAGCACUUUUAUGAAUUUAUGACCUACAUGUAUUUGUGUAGCAAGUGCCAUAAGAUCCUUACUGAAACGGAAAUAAAAUUUAUGUUAGCAUCAUGUAAGCUCUGCAUCUGCUGCAGCAGAUUUAUUUGUCGUCUGAUGAUGUGACAAAAACUGGACAUACACUAAUCUAACUACUUUAUGGCCCCUUGAAUGGACAUAUUUGUUGAUGAAAACUGUUAUUUGCUCUGAACCCAAGACUUGAAAGCCCUUUUCUCUGAAAUGUUAAAAUAUUCACUCUCAUCAAACGAUCUGGCUGCUAAUCAUGUAUUUGAUUUAGAUUAAUGGAUUGAAUAUUGUGACCAUGGAAGAAAGGGCUGGGUGCUAAUUUUUAUGUCAUUAUAUUUCUACAAAAUUAUAUGAAUGUUAGAACCAUUAAAUCCAAGCAUAUUACAUACUCCUGCCUUUUGGAUUACAUAGUCCCCUUAUUGGCAUAAAGUGCAAGUAAGCACUGACUUUAACUCUUUAUCUCCGAGGGGGGCUAACCCACUACACCUGGGCCCUUUUUUGUACUAAAUCUAAAAAUGACAAAAACGUCACUAAAUGGAUCAUUAAAUCGAAACUAUCGAACCUAUUAUGAUAGUAUUUCAUCUAAUGAAUAAACUUCCGGUAAAAGUAACCUGUGUUCGGCAGUUGCCGAAAAGUAAUUUGAUGUCGAAGUCGUCGUAAAGGAAUUUGCCCGAGCCGCUGUCUGCGGCUCACCGGCACAGCAGUUCCGACUGCAAACCCCUGGGAGCGGCUUGCCGGAGAUAAAGAGUUAAGAAGUAAGUUUUUUUCUAUAGGCUAUCCAGUAACUGUAUCUUUUGAACUCAUAACUUACCUGUUGACUGCUUUUAUCGCUGCCUUUGUUCUUAAUGCAGUAAAUAAUAAAUACUUUACAAUUUGUAUUUUUUUGCUUCUAAGAUUUUUAAUUGAUGGCUCCUUGACCCAAUCCUUACUAACUGCAGCUCAGGAGUUCACCAGAAGAAGCUAAGAGUUGUCACACUAGGGCUUUUUUGUGUUGAGAAUUAGCAGUGUCAAAUCGAGUCUCCUAGGUGCGGCAUGUUGCAUGUUUCUUUGGGUCGCAAAAGAAAGAAUAAGGUUAAGAAGCAUUGUUGAGCUUUAUUAGGUUUUUAUCUAUGAGCUCUGUGUGUAAAAUGUGGCCACAGUGUAAAAGUUAAACAUUGUUCAGUAUAGUCAGAUCUAUAGUUGGCGACCUUCCUUUGCGCUUAUAAAUGGUGACCGACUUAGGCAUGUUGUCUUGUGUACCAAAUGAUGUAAAACUCUUACUAAAACUGAAUUUAAUUCUAAAAAGACAAGUAAAUGUCAUCAUGCCAGAAACAUACAGUAAUUUAUAAGUCAUUUCUGAUAAUGACAAAGGUCUUUUUAAAUUGAUGAUUGUGUACUGUAUUAGUUUGUACAUUUUCAGCCGCAAUGUAGAAGUGCAUAUUUUUGAGGACUCAAAAAAACUUUACAUUAACUCCCCUUUGCCAGUCUGUUUAAUAGAAAGGCGUUUAAUCUUUACCUGUUUCUUUUUUGGGUUGUUUUGGAUAUUGUGUACUUUUUUUCCAUUUUCCAUUAUAAUGCGCAAAGAUAGCCUUUUGUCUCUGAGCUCCCAGAAAAAUAGGCCGUCUGAUUGUGAAUGGCAACUUUUUCAGUGUUGUCAUGGCUAGGGCUUCAUUUCUUGUGGUUGUGGUUGCAUUUUUGGGGUGUCACUAUAAUGGAGGUCAGAUGUAAAAGAAAACCCAUUUCCCAAAGAAGUUAACUUAAACAGAUAGUUGCCUUAUUCUAUAGAAGUUGUCGCCCGCAUCAGUUUCCCCUCUAUGUACCUUCUGUCCAGUCCUGUCAGAGAUUGAUGUUGAUUACAUGAUACAUGGAGAUACUGAAACUUUUGAAAUGAGCUCUGAUAAUGCUCAUUUUUUUCUUUUUUUUUUAGUCAGUACCCAUUUUACAGUUUGGAGGGCCUUAUUUGUUGGCGUAUGUACCAAUAGGCAUAAUGGACAAUACGUAAGCUAUGUACACUUUUGUACUGGGUGGAACAAAGAUUCUGUGACACCAGCUUGUGCAAUAGAUCAUGGCUACUUUCAGAAGUGAGAGAAGGCAGAGAGUUGUUGUUCCUAGUAGACCAUGCAGAUGUUUUCAUGGAAUGACUAUACUUUUCUGUCAUUUAUUUUUGUGUUUGAUGCCAAGACUUUUUAUAAGUAGCAUAAUACCACACAAAGAUGGCUAAAUUAUUUAAGCCAUUGCAAAUUAUUUCUCUCUUCACUUUUUUCUUUUUUUCUUUCAACUGCUCCAAGGUAACAAUGUUUUCUUUGACACUAAUACUUGAUGAGUAUAGCUUUAUGACAGGCGUACAUGUGUGUGUUUAUGGCCUGAUACCUGGGGUGUGCCUUUACCUCAGAUAGCAGUACAUGUAUCAUUUUGAAAUGUAAAACCCUAGAUUACUAUCUCUACCCCAGUAACGGCCUCUUAAGUAAAUAAUCUAAUAAUGCUGAUAGAGGCAUUAGUUAAACCCUUACUCUUACUUUACUUUUCCCUGGUAAAGAAUUCCUCAUUCUCUAUAUCAACUUACUUAUCAAGUAUAGAAUCAGUGACAUGUGUAGAUGCCUGUUAAUUCAGGGAUACUGUCUUUAGAAACUACCCUUACGGUGUUGAAAUAAGCUUUUUUUAAUAAUCACAUUCCAUCAUACGUCUGAAGCUCAGUACACUGAUGUUUUCAAGUUGACACUCAUUCAAUAUAAAAAAUGUGUUUGGCUUUUUUGUCCCUACCUGUUACUUACAAAUUAUAUUCUCCAACUGAUGGACUGAUAUUAAACUUAUCGUGUAUGUCAUGUAUACAUUUCUUUAGUAGAUAUUUUCAAGGGAACAUAAAUUUAAUUGACUGAUGUGUCCUGUUGACUUUCCAGGUUUAUUAUGUUUUGUCAGCUGUUUUGUUUUGUUAUUUUAGGCAUUUUUACAGUAUUUGUGUGAAAUUGUAUUAUCUCAGACAAGACAUGAUGAGGUAAACUAUUUGGCUACUGAUUGAAUUUU
Messenger RNA from Aplysia californica (California sea hare), 7012 nucleotides. Its product is annotated as protein Njmu-R1. NCBI's taxonomy places the organism in Eukaryota, Metazoa, Mollusca, Gastropoda, Aplysiida, Aplysiidae. The record is from RefSeq and is a predicted model, not a curated record. The transcript has 12 exons. Gene Ontology annotation, cellular component: trans-Golgi network. The coding region runs from base 10 to 1299 and encodes 429 amino acids.